Messenger RNA from Coccinella septempunctata (seven-spotted ladybird), 2549 nucleotides. Its product is annotated as glucose dehydrogenase [FAD, quinone]-like. NCBI's taxonomy places the organism in Eukaryota, Metazoa, Arthropoda, Insecta, Coleoptera, Coccinellidae. The record is from RefSeq and is a predicted model, not a curated record. Gene Ontology annotation, molecular function: flavin adenine dinucleotide binding; oxidoreductase activity, acting on CH-OH group of donors. The transcript has 5 exons. Bases 118 to 2283 code for a protein of 721 amino acids.
UCAUCGCACACCAAUUAAACCGUUAUUUAAGAUGAGAGCCGGAAUACCAAUUCUUGGCAGUUUGGCGCGAACGACGUUCGUCAAAACAUCUGGGCUUCGAGAGGAAAAAGAGCUAUCAUGGAGUGCGGGUGCGACGCACCCUACGUCGGGCCCUCUUUGGAGACCACCUGCGGGGGCGGUACCCUCUUCCUGUUCAUGACCCUGCUGGACAACUUCGUCAGGAACAAAUGCGACAUCUCGGAAAUGUGCGGGAGGGUGAGGCCGAUCGCCGCCCCGGACUCAGAGUACGAUUUCGUGGUGAUUGGGGGUGGAAGCGCUGGUGCUGCAGUGGCCGGAAGAUUGUCGGAAGUGCCCGAAUGGAAGGUGCUGCUCAUCGAAGCUGGGGGCGACGAGCCUCCGGGAUCUCAGAUACCCUCGAUGGUUAUAAGUUACCAUGGAGACCCCAAGAUGGACUGGAACUACAAGACGGAUCCCGAACCUGCGGCUUGCAAAGGCUUCCCUGAACAACGAUGCGAUUGGCCGAGAGGGAAAGUACUGGGGGGUUGCAGCGUGAUCCACGGUAUGAUGUACAUGAGAGGAACCCCUCGCGACUACGACAGGUGGGCAGAAGCAGGAAAUACAGGAUGGGGCUAUAACGACGUCCUUCCCUUCUUCCUGAAAUCCGAGGAUAACACGGAGAUCGGAUCUCUGGUAGAUCCCAAGUACCACACAACAGGAGGACCGAUGACGGUCAACAGAUUCCCAGACACUCCGCCGCUGGCUUACGACAUCCUGAAGGCUGCUCAAGAGUUGAAACUGCCUGUUUCCGACGAUCUCAAUGGGGCCCAGUAUAGCGGUUUUGCUGUGGCUCAGUCGAACACAAGAGACGGCGUCAGGUUGAGUAGCGCAAGAGCCUUCCUUCGUCCAGCUCGAGACCGUGCAAAUCUCCACAUAAUGCUCAAUUCAACAGCCACCAAGAUCCUCGUUGACUCGAAAACAAACCAAAAACAGAUAAGGGGUGUUGAGUUCUUGUACCAAAACAAAAAAUAUACAGUGAGAGCAAAAAGGGAAGUGAUUGUAUCGGGGGGAGCCGUCAAUUCCCCUCAGUUACUCUUGCUUUCUGGUAUCGGACCUAAGGACGAGAUUCAGAAGGUUGGGCUUCCAGUGGUGCACGAUUUGCCAGGUGUAGGGAAAAACCUGCACAACCACGUGACCUUCUACCUCGAUUUCUUGCUGAAAACUGAGAAAGCUUACAACGAUCUUGACUGGGCUUCUGCCAUGCAGUAUCUCUUAUACAAGAAAGGACCAUUGUCAUCCACAGGAAUGUCUCAACUAACUGCGAGAGUUAAUACAAAAUACGCUGAUCCCAGUGGACGAGACCCAGAUCUGCAAAUUUUCUUUGCUGGCUACCUGGCUAAAUGCUCCAAAACUGGAGAAGCUAUGUCUUUGGAAGAUCCGGAAAAUCCCAACAAACCCAAGCACCUUACAAUUUCACCAGUCACUCUACAUCCCAAAAGUAGAGGUGCUAUCAGUUUGAAAUCCAACAAUCCACUAGAUCCUCCCUCCAUCAAGGUCAAUUACUUGAAGGAACCACAAGAUAUCGCCACUUUGAUUGAAGGAAUCAGGGUUAUCCAGAGAUUAGCAAAUACGACAGUGCUCAAAAAGAAGUACGGAAUUGAGAUGGUGAGGGAUGAUUAUGGAGAUUGUGGAAAACAGCAUAGGUACGAUUCUGACGCGUUUUGGGACUGCGCAAUAAGACUAUACACUGGUGCAGAAAAUCACCAGGCAGGUUCCUGCAAGAUGGGGCCAUCUUCAGACGCAAUGGCUGUCGUGGACCCCCAGUUGCAAGUUCAUGGAAUUUCCGGUUUGAGGGUGAUGGACGCCUCAGUAAUGCCUUCUCUUGUUUCCGGAAAUACACAUGCAACCUGCGUCAUGAUCGCGGAGAAAGGGGUUCAGUUUAUCAAGGAUAAGUACCGCCCCUCUCUGCCAACCCGGUUUGGCGCUGGGUUCCAGCCCUUAAAUCAAGGUGGAGGGAUGCUGAAGCCAAAUUAUACGACAGUGAGGGAUCCUCACAGCCCCUUUCCAAUCUUGAAUAAGCGCCCCGGCGGUCCUUUUCAAGGACCUCCCCCCCAUGGUAGACCAGGUGGUGCUUUCGGUCCUUCUAAUGGACAGUACGACCCGUACCAGCAUUAUCAGCACCCUUGGCAGCAGAGGGCUAACCAGAAUGGAUCUCAGUUCAGUAACCAAGUGAAGAGACAGUACAAACAGUUUAAUAAUAACAACCAAUAUGGCUAUCGACGCUAGUACAAUGAUUGUCCUUGAUGCAGGGUUUCGAAUUUCUGGACCUCCAAUUUGAAGGAAGAAAGAAGUUCAGGGAAAAAACUUCAGUAUGAAGUUUGACUGUACAGUUUAACUUUUAGGUAGUUGUAGUAUAUGUUUCUAUGAAUGCUCCAUUGUUAGUCAGUGGGAGUAUUCGAAUUGUAAUAUAACGAAAUUGUAUUGUUGCAUUUUGUGAAUAUUUUUCUAUGAAAUAAAAUACUCAAUGAGAUAUGAUCGAAUGUCCAAUAAAA